GUUACCAAUGAGAACUACCCGUUCGUCAAGUGGGCGAAAAAAUACGGAGCAAUAAUGUUUGCACUUGAACACCGCUUCUACGGAGAGAGUCGGCCUACCAUUGACCAAUCCGUUGAAAAUCUACGUUAUCUGAGCAGCAGACAAGCACUGGAAGAUUUAUCAGCAUUCGUCAAAGCUAUGAAUGAGGAGCACCAUCUAGAAAAUCCACGCUGGGUAACCUUUGGUGGAUCAUAUCCGGGUAACGUUUGCUUAUCAUCAAGCUGUGAAGUUGAUUGCCAAAAAAGCAUCAUGCACAGUGCUAAAAAACAACAGCAAGCGGGGAUUAUAGACAGCAAAAUUGCGUUGUCAAGUUGUUAG
Molecule: messenger RNA, 357 nt
Organism: Cylicostephanus goldi
Lineage: Eukaryota; Metazoa; Nematoda; Chromadorea; Rhabditida; Strongylidae
Source: the annotation of a GenBank genome assembly